This is a messenger RNA of Pseudomyrmex gracilis, 393 nucleotides long. RefSeq names its product histone-lysine N-methyltransferase SETMAR-like. Lineage: Eukaryota; Metazoa; Arthropoda; Insecta; Hymenoptera; Formicidae. Bases 1 to 393 code for a protein of 130 amino acids. The transcript has a single exon. The record is from RefSeq and is a predicted model, not a curated record.
AUGGCUACUGAUAAAGUUCAUUUACGCCACUAUAUUUUAUACGAAUUUCAACAAGGAAGAAAUGCUACAGAAGCAUGUAGAAAUUUAUUGAAAGUGUUUGGUGAAGGUACAGUUUCUGAUAGGACAUGCAGAAGAUGGUUCGAAAAAUUCGGAACAGGUGAUUUCGACUUUUCUGAUAAGCCACGUUCUGGGCGACCAUCUUUGAUCGAUGACGAUGUUGUUAAGACUAUGUUGGAGCAAGAUCCUUUUCUGACAACAUCGGAGAUCGCAGUAAGGCUUAAUUCAACUCAACAAACCAUUUCGGACUAUAUUCGGAAGAUAGGAUUAAAAAAUUUGUAUUUUGUUUUAUUCCAAAAACGGACAGAAUUUUCCGGUAGACCGGUAUUUUCCUAA